This is a messenger RNA of Vicia villosa (hairy vetch), 4979 nucleotides long. Its product is annotated as RING-H2 finger protein ATL11-like. The transcript has a single exon. The coding region runs from base 426 to 1529 and encodes 367 amino acids. The record is from RefSeq and is a predicted model, not a curated record. Lineage: Eukaryota; Viridiplantae; Streptophyta; Magnoliopsida; Fabales; Fabaceae.
UCAUUAUCACUUCUUCUCCUUAUCCAUUCUAUUGAACCAAACACAUUCUUAAUAAAAUAAAAUAUUAAUCAAAUCUCUUCCAUCCAUAGGCAAGUCCAUUGGGACUUCUUCAAAUUAUUAAUUAAACCUCUUCUAUCCAAAGGCAAGUCCAUGGGGGCUUCUUCAAAUUUUGAAAAAUAAUAAAAACAUUGAGCCAAACCAUUCAAGAAAAAAAAGUCAAUGCCUCAGUUUUCUGCUUUUUCUCUUGCCCUUUAGUAACAAAACAAAAAAAGAAGCAAAUCAUAAACAAUCACAAAAAGAGUACAAAGGAGUAAUUAGCGGGCACUAUAUAUCACUAAUAUUUAUGAUUAGCAUCAGAAACACAGUUCUAAUUAUUUUUCUUUGCUUACAAUAGCAGCAAAUGAAACCUACCUAAACUAACCCUCAUGAACACUUUCCCUCUCAAAUUUCAUUUCAAUUCCAAUUAUGCCCUUCCCUACCUCCUCCUUCUCUCCACCACCCUCUUCCCACCGCCAACCACCGCACAAAUUCCGAAUGACCUACCACCACCACCGCCAGGCAAAAUCUCCGCCCUCAAAUUCGACAAAUCCAUGGCCAUCGUCCUAGUCAUCCUAGUCGUCGUGUUUUUCAUCCUCGGUUUCCUCUCCGUCUACACUCGCCAGUGCGCAGAGCAAAGGAUGAGAGGAAGAUUCGACCUGUCGGUUCCGAUCGUCGGCAGCCACCGGAGGCAACGCGGACUCGACUCCGAAAUCAUCGAAACGUUUCCUACCUUUGUUUACUCCGCCGUGAAAGGACACAAAAUCGGAAGAACCUUGCUAGAAUGCGCCGUGUGUUUAAACGAGUUCCAAGAUGAUGAAACGCUGCGUUUGAUUCCUAAUUGUAGCCACGUGUUUCAUCCUGAAUGCAUCGAUGCUUGGCUUGUUAAUCACUCCACUUGCCCCGUUUGUCGCGCCAAUUUGAUUCCGAAACCCGGAGAAUCUUCUUUCGUUUCGGUUCUAAUUCCGGAUCCGGAUAUAUCCGAUUCAGAUAACCCGACCCGGAGUAACAAUGAUUCCGAAAUUAAUCUUUCACCUUCUCCUAAAGUGAAUUAUUCAGUUACACCGAACCGGACCCGACCGAUUCGGUCAAGCUCAACCGGUUUUAAAAUUGGAAGCUGGUUUCCGCGAUCACAUUCCACGGGUCAUUCUCUGGUUCAAGAAGGUGAGAAUUAUGAGCGGUUCACUUUGAGAUUACCAGAGGAGGUGAGGAACCGGUUGGUGGGUUCAACACCGAGCCACGUGGCAAGUUGUGGUGUUACUUUUACUCGUGAGGGGAGUGGGAGGAGGGGUUUUAGAACAAGGAGUGUGGGGAGUAGUGCUCCUGGGAGGAACUAUGAGUGGUUUAACCGGCCGGACCGGAGGGGAUUUUCUUGGACGCCGCCGUUUAUGGGUCGAACCGGUUCGAGUUGGUUGAAGAAUAAGUCGCCUGGGAAAUUGGAUGAUGUGGGAGAACGUUCUUCUGAUCGGUUGUUUGCAGGUAAUCGGGGUUAGUUGGUUAGAUUUUAUUUGAUAAAAAUGAAAAUAGUUUUUUAUUCACAUUUUAUUGUUUUUAUUUAUCGUUAAAAUUUGGAAAUACAUGAAUCUGGUGAAGAAACGUUUGUUGUUCAUAGAAACAGAAUUCGAAGAAUGUUUAUGCAAGGUAUAGAAUUUUUGUUAUUGAAUAUGGUGUUACAAUUUUUUUUGAAAUUAAUUUAAUGACGUUUUAUGAUUUAUUUUAUUUAUUGGCCUUACCUUUUUUAUCAGUUUCAUCGCUUUCAUUUAAAUUAUUGUGAAAUGGUUGUACUAAAAUAAUUUUUUUAAAAGGAUAAUAUAAAUAAUAUUGGGAUAUAGGCUAGAAAGUGACUAAACCGUCUUUAGCAAGUUACUUGUAUCGUUUUUGUGGGACAACAUUUAGUUCUAGAACACGUAUAAAUUGUAAUGGUUUAAUUAAGUGUGGUUGGUCCUAAGUCUCAUUCCAAGGAAAGGGACCUAAUAAUUAAUAAUUUUAUUAGCGAGUACACUAGUAAUUUAAGUUUAAUGAGUGUUGCAAAGUUAAUCAAUUUAAAAGUGUUAAAAAAUAGUAUUCAAAUUUUCAAAAAUUGAAUGUAUUGUUUAAAGAAGAAUAUUACAAUCAUGUUGAUCUUUUAUGAAGAAAGUGAGGAGUAUGCAUCGGUGGAUAGUGAAAGCGACCUGCAUAUGGAGGCAAUUGAGGAGCAAACAGAUGGGAUUAGAGGGUGGUUGGAGUGUGCGAUGGGAGCCGUUGUGGCUGUUAAAAAAUAUCAAUCCUGCCGGCCGGCAAGUUUAUAAGACUGUGGGUUCACCAACUGUCAUCCAAUCUUAAUAUUAGAUUUAAAUGAAAAAUAUUGAUAAUAAGAUAUUCAUAUGGGCAAGAGUACUUACAUAACGUGGGCAGAGGGCAUAUCCAAUUAAAACAUUGUGAUGCAUAAGUAUUAAUAUAUCCCACUUUUCUUAUUAAAAAGAAGAUAUGAUAUUUUUACCUUGCAAACACCAGACUUCAACGUAUAUAGACCCCUUAAACUCACCCUUAAUUCUAUUGUCCUGACUUCAUAUCUGUUAUACAAACAAACUACUCCAUCCCAUCAAAUAUUUGAAAAUUAGGGAUCUCUUGGUUGGAAUUUUGUUGAGAAGUAAAAUUCAGUCGGAGAAGUUUGGAAGCAGAGUCGACCCAUAAACAAAAUGUGGAGAAGUCGACUGAGCCUGAAAACUGGAGAAGUCGACUAGACUUGAAAAUUGAAGUAGUCGAAUAGGCCUAAUGAGGUGGGAACGGUGCAAGAAAAAAGCCCAAUUGGAGUCAGUUCGUACGAAAUGAAAUCAGACUUGGGUAGCCAAAGUGGAGAGCGUGAACCCUGCCAUACCCCAAUUUUUGACCUUAAGAUUCCUCAAUCAUUUAUAUUCUUACCACUAAUCAAGAUCACCAUCUUGAGUUUAACUUUUAGCUUUGUGCCCAUUUCACCUUAGGAGGGAAUCACCAAGCACCCAUGUUUCUGCAACUUGUAAAUAUUUCUUUGUUAUGUUACACUAACCAAAAUACAAAAAAAUAUCUUUUUCUUUCAAAUCUUUGUGCCUUGUAGGUGAUUGAAGCAAGUGCAUUCACACUCUCUCCUAAAACUAGGGUUUUGAGGAUCAACCCUCAAUCAGUUGAUCAUUCAUGGAAGCUAAGUGGCUUGGACUUCAAAAGAAAUGUCCUUAUCAUCAAGUGUUAUAUCUUGAGCAUCUCUUAAUUUCAUUUGAUCAAAUUUAUCUUAUGAUCAUGUGGCUUGGUUCAUCAAGAAACUCCAUAGGUUCAUGUGUUUAUUUCCAUGCCUUCUUCAACAAGUUUCAUCAAGUUAUGAACCUCAUCAUCAAGUGUGCUUCAAGACAAAAUCAUUGCAAAGUCUCAUAUAUUUCCUCAUGCUUUAAAAUGCAAGGAAAAUUCAAGAGAUUCAAAGUUGGUUCAAGAAGUUUGACCUAAUUUGACAAGUCUUUGAUUAUAUGAUUACAAGGGCAUAACUCCCUCAAUUUUUCAUUUUUUAAUGCUUUUUUUUGCAAAUGAUUCUCCUCGACACCAUCAACAACUUCUCUUUAUAAGUGAAGAAGAAAUUUUGUGAAUAAAGUAAUAAAAAAGGAGAAGACAUUAUAGGCCCUUCUUUGAAAGUUCAAAGAAUUGUGUGUCCACUUCAAAGGAUCAUAACUUGCUCAUUUCUUAUCAUUUUGAGCCCAGUCUUUUUGCAUAGUAAUCUUGAAUGAGUCUACUUUAAGUCAACUUUUGAGGUAAAAAAAUAAAUUUUGAGUGGAAGAUCAUGAAAGAAGGAGAAACAUUUGAGGUCAUUUCAAGAUGCAUAGGUUUUAAGGCAUGCCAUGUGUGCAAGACUGACCACAAGUCCAAAUUGCUCAAUUUUAACUUUCUCUCACAUAACUUUUGGCUAUAAGCUUAUUUUUCCAUUCUCUACAACUUUAAUGUUGGGACUUUUGAUCAAUUCAAGCUCUAAAGUACUCAUUUGAGUCAUACAUAAAGGUGUUUGAUGAAAUGAUCUCGCAAGAUUGGCUUGUUUUUGCCCAAGUUGACAAAGACAUAUCUAUUAAUUCAUGAAGCCUAUGGAGGUGAUUCUUUUUGAAUUGUGUUCAUCUUGAUAAUGAAAGUAUUUGGCUCAAAGUAAAUUUUAAAACGCACACACCAAUUUCUUGGGGGCUAAGGUUGAAGUGAGUUGCCCAAAAAUGUCAAAGUUGCUAAAAUUGGCCAAGUGUUUUAUGCAUUAUUUUUCCCCACUUUGAGGAGCCAUAACUUUUGAUACAAGAAUCCAAAUGGAAACUUUCAAAGCUCAUGAUAAAGCUUGAUCACCCAACUUUCCAAAGAGUCCAAGAUUGUACCAUAAAGGUCCCUACAUUGCUUGCCACAUGAUGUUGAAGUUGAUACCUUAAGGCUUAAGUUUCCACUUACAAUCAAAAGUGAAUUUGAUUAAUGUGACCUCUAAUCACCAAAUUGAUGCUCGAAUUUCACUUAAUCAUGUCUAACAAAGUUGUCUGAGCCAAUUAGAGUGCCAAAACGCAUGAUUCGGAUGAGUUUUAACAAUUUGCAAGUUACACUUUGGUCAUGAUGCAGGUGUGCACGAAUUCGUCUCAAAUUGUCUCAUCCACCUCUCCUCAUUACACCAUUCACUUAUCCUAUAAAUAAGGAUCUCAUUCCCAUCAUUUUGCAAGCUUUAGAGAGCCAAAAUCACUCUGCCACAUUUCUUCCAAAGCUCACAAAAAUCAGAAAUCGGAUUCACCUUUCCAAGCUUUCCAGUUCUAAUCUCUUAACUCUAUCUUCAUCCUUGAACUCCUUUGAAGCUAACCACACCAUUUACAAGAAAAAUCGUGCUUAGAAUCAAGCUGCCUAACUUCAUUUUCAGAGCUUCAAAUUUGAGUUUUAACAUGUAGUAAUUCGCGAUCGUUUUGUCUCAAACUUGUUCCCAUUCUAUUCUC